Messenger RNA from Symbiodinium sp. CCMP2592, 1290 nucleotides. The record is from the annotation of a GenBank genome assembly. Lineage: Eukaryota; Dinophyceae; Suessiales; Symbiodiniaceae.
AUGGUCGGUCUCGGAUUCCUGGUCCUCGGUGGCAUCGGAGUCGCGUCGCAUGGGGCAGACUUUCCCUCGUUGCUCGUGGGCGAUAGCUUCCUCCUUGGCUUGGACUCCCGCACGCAGGCUCUGAAGGGGGACGACUCCGCAGCUGUGGCCUUGUCGUUGCUGGCACCGAAGCCGCUUCAGGCGGGAGGCAAAAAGAUAUCGUCAACCACGGAGGUCUAUCAUUUCGAUUUCGACGGCUUCGGAAGCGCCAAGAGCAAGUUGCUGCAGGAGUCAUACGUGAAGUUUCCGGGCAUGGCCUAUGUGCUGGUCGUGGAGCCCGACAUGCUCCCGAAGGGAGCUCCCUUCUCGCGCGAGCCGCUGAGGAGCCAGGAGCCUGUCUACGCGCUCCGGCGCGGAGGCAAGGAAUCGCUAGGGGAGCGACUCACGGACUGUGUCUUCCGCAAUGAUGGUAACUGGUACUUUCGCUUCCGGGUUCAUGAGACCCCGGUGUACCGCAACGCUGGAGAGCCUGGCCUCCCGGACGAGAUCAAGGAUACCGGCUGGUCCGUGCUGGAGCUCGAAGGAAGCUCUCGCGACAGGGCGUCGCGUCAGGAGCGAAUCCGAGAGGAGCUGAGACUGGUACGGCUGGAUCUCAAAGAUCAUCCUGGGCAUCCUCGUCUGAUGUACUAUCUCGGCGUGUUACAAUAUGACCUUGCCAUGGAGCUGAGCAAUGGAGGCUCCUCCAGCGAGGUCCGGCAGUUGGCUUCCGAGGCCCAGAAGACCCUCGCACGGCGCAGCCGCGACAGCGGGACGGAAGGGAGCCAGGAGGGGCGGCAGCAGCGGUCUGCCGCAGCUUACUUUUGCGCCCGCACCUACCUGGACCUGUUCAGCGACGAGAAGAAGGGGGAGAAGUGGCUGAAGCGAACCAUAAGCUUGGAGGCAGACUUCCUGUACGCGCGGGUGGCUUUGAUCCAGCUGCUAUUCCGGCAGCAGCGACAUCUCGAAGCGUACAACGAGGCGGUGGCUGGCGAGUCCCUGGAUCCUCCGAAGUUGCGACUGUUCAUGGACAGUGGCCCUCUGUAUGCUUGUGAUCUGCCGCUGCUCCUUAGCAAGGCCAUUUACUACAUGUACGCCGAUGCAGCCCUCAGACCCCGGCUCUUGCGCGAUGGCACGUGGCACCGCCGGAAGAUGCUCCUGGAGACCUGCACAGCACGAUGUCCCGCCGUAGCGGGUGACUCGCUUGCAAGGAAGAUGCAGGACAUCACCAAGCUGAAGGAAUUUUGGUCUUCAGAGCUCCGUGACGAACUCUGA